GAGUCCGAGAAAUACACAGGAGACCAAUCGGUAUCAGCAAGCUGCUGAUUAAACGAGUUUGUAUCUAUCCUGCUGAUAGGGCGUCGGUACACACUGGAUUCCCGGCGUGGCGCCGCACGACUCUCACGAGUGACCAUAACACGAGUGAAGUCAUGCGGACCUCCGUAGUGACACCUGGUGACACCGACACGUCUGAUCAACUCCGGACGGUACUUCUGAACAUGGAGCUGCCAAAGGAGCACCUGGAGGGCCUCAGGCUCUGUACUUCUCUCUCAGACAAGUCAUUCAAAGCUCUUAUCAGGCGCGCUCUGCUGGAUGGCAGCGAUCCUUCUAAAAGAGAGCAUGUGUCAUCUCUGCAGGUAAAGUGCCGUGAUACUCCGGCCGACACUCUGGUGCGUUGUCACGCCGCAGUGCUGGCCACCUUUCUCGAGCACGUGCGGUUCUCGGGUGGCGCUUCUGAGACCACCUCCACCGCCCGGCUUCAGGCCGUCCUACAGAACGCUGGUUGGUCUCCCGACCGACAGGCGGCGCUAGUGUCGCUGUCAGCAGAGGCGGCGCCGGCAGCACGGCGCCUGCUGAGUUCCCUAACCCACGGGCCGUCGCGUUUGGUGGACUUACGCUGGCGGGAGCUGGCUGAUGUCGCCUGCAGUAUAUCCGGCGCUGCGGAGUCCUCCCAAGAGGCGCAGUUUGAGGUGACGCUCGUGAUGGAACCUCCCGGGGGCGGGAGGACGGAGGAGGUUACGAUGGCCGCCUCGAGACAUCAGCUCCAGAACGUGUUGGCGGAGCUGCGACAGGCGGGGAGGGCGCUGCAGAGUCUGGCUGAGGGCACCGCCACGCCGCCGCCGCCACCGCCGGUGCCGGAGUAGCCUGAACUGAGCUUUAGAUAAGCCCGAGCCAUGUUGGUGAAUGCCAUUGUGAUAACAUGGGACCAUAUGUUAGGGUGGUUGCGCUAUACAUGGCUCGAAUUGUGUGCAUAUCAUGUGUUUUGAAGCGUUAUGGUCUGUAUUUGCUCGCGGUCGUAGUUGGUACGUGCCAGUGUUUCCUAUUUUGGAGAAUAUCGUUAUUGUUAUCGAGAACUGCUGUCUGUCGUUACUCGCUAGUCGCCUUGAAAUAUGUAUCAGAUGUUCAAUUGGCGUAAUUCAUGAACGUUGUUACCUGCAUAUCGGAACGAUAUAUAACUACAAUAUACAUGUACUUAACUGUCUAAUUGAAAGAA
Amphibalanus amphitrite is the source of this 1216-nucleotide messenger RNA. RefSeq lists its product as uncharacterized. Gene Ontology annotation, biological process: sodium ion transport. The record is from RefSeq and is a predicted model, not a curated record. The transcript has 3 exons. NCBI's taxonomy places the organism in Eukaryota, Metazoa, Arthropoda, Thecostraca, Balanomorpha, Balanidae. Bases 153 to 866 code for a protein of 237 amino acids.